Medicago truncatula (barrel medic) is the source of this 3819-nucleotide messenger RNA. RefSeq names its product receptor-like protein kinase 2. The coding region runs from base 174 to 3569 and encodes 1131 amino acids. Gene Ontology annotation, biological process: protein phosphorylation. NCBI's taxonomy places the organism in Eukaryota, Viridiplantae, Streptophyta, Magnoliopsida, Fabales, Fabaceae. The record is from RefSeq and is a predicted model, not a curated record. The transcript is spliced from 2 exons. Gene Ontology annotation, molecular function: receptor serine/threonine kinase binding; protein kinase activity; ATP binding.
CUUUGUUUUAGAAAAAAGUGAUUAAACUAAUUCCUACUCUGAGUUUGAGUUCAAACAAAGAAAGCACUGCACACACAUAAACAUACACAUUCACUACUAUUGAGAAGAUAUGAAAGAAUGCACCAAAACCCAAUGACUCAAACCCAAGAAGAAAAGUUUGGAAUUUGAGGCAAAUGUUUUCAUUGUUUUCAAUGCUUAACUCUUUCUCUUCUUCUUCUUCUUCUUCUUCUCCUUCUUCAUUCUUUUCUAUCAUUAUUCUCCUUCUUUUUGGUUUCUCUUUCUCUUCUUCUAACCAUGAAGCCUCAACUCUCUUCACAUGGCUUCAUACUUCAUCAUCACAGCCACCUUCAUCUUUCUCUAACUGGAACAUCAAUGAUCCUAAUCCAUGCAACUGGACCUCCAUAACAUGUUCAUCACUCUCUUUUGUAACUGAAAUCAAUAUACAAUCCAUAACUCUUCAACUUCCUAUACCUUCCAACCUCUCUUCGUUUCCAUUUCUCGACAAGCUUGUCAUUUCUGAUUCCAACCUUACUGGAACCAUUCCUUCUGAUAUUGGUGAUUGUUCUUCACUCACUGUUAUUGAUCUUAGUUUCAACAAUCUUGUUGGUUCUAUUCCUUCAAGUAUUGGAAAGUUAGAGAAUCUUGUAAACUUGUCUUUGAAUUCAAAUCAGCUUACUGGAAAAAUUCCAUUUGAGAUAAGUGAUUGCAUUAGUCUCAAAAAUCUUCACCUUUUUGAUAAUCAGUUAGGUGGGAGUAUUCCGAAUUCCCUCGGAAAAUUGUCGAAACUUGAAGUUCUUAGAGCAGGUGGAAAUAAAGAUAUAGUUGGGAAGAUUCCUGAAGAGAUUGGUGAAUGUAGUAAUUUGACUGUUUUAGGGCUUGCUGAUACUAGAAUUUCAGGCUCUUUGCCGGUUUCUUUUGGUAAACUUAAAAAGCUUCAAACAUUGUCAAUUUAUACAACUAUGCUAUCUGGUGAAAUUCCUAAAGAGUUAGGUAACUGUUCUGAACUUGUUGAUUUGUUUCUGUAUGAAAAUAGCUUAUCAGGCUCUAUUCCUUCAGAGAUUGGUAAGUUGAAGAAGCUUGAACAAUUGUUUUUGUGGCAGAAUGGUCUUGUUGGUGCUAUUCCAAAUGAGAUUGGUAAUUGUUCAAGUUUAAGAAACAUUGAUCUCUCUUUGAAUUCAUUAUCUGGAACUAUACCUUUGUCUUUAGGAAGUCUUUUAGAGCUUGAAGAGUUUAUGAUUAGUGAUAAUAAUGUAUCUGGUUCCAUUCCUGCAACUCUUUCAAAUGCUGAAAAUCUUCAACAGUUGCAAGUUGAUACAAAUCAACUCUCAGGUUUGAUUCCACCAGAGAUUGGAAAGUUGUCAAAUCUUUUGGUGUUUUUCGCUUGGCAGAAUCAGCUUGAAGGAAGCAUUCCUUCAAGUUUAGGAAACUGUAGUAAACUUCAAGCACUUGAUUUGUCUAGAAAUUCACUCACUGGUAGCAUUCCUUCAGGACUAUUUCAGCUUCAAAACCUCACAAAACUGCUUUUGAUUUCAAAUGAUAUAUCAGGUUCUAUACCAUCAGAAAUAGGUAGUUGCAAAUCUCUUAUAAGGUUGAGGCUUGGAAACAAUAGGAUUACUGGAAGCAUUCCUAAGACAAUAGGAAAUCUCAGGAAUUUGAACUUUUUAGAUCUCUCUGGGAACCGUCUUUCAGCGCCGGUUCCCGAUGAAAUAAGAAGCUGCGUACAACUUCAAAUGAUAGACUUCAGCUCUAACAACUUAGAAGGCUCGCUUCCUAAUUCCUUGUCAUCAUUAUCUUCACUUCAGGUAUUGGAUGCAUCGUUUAACAAGUUUUCAGGUCCGUUGCCGGCAAGUUUAGGUCGUCUUGUUUCAUUAAGUAAGUUAAUCUUUGGAAAUAACUUGUUUUCUGGACCAAUUCCUGCAUCACUAAGCCUAUGUUCAAAUCUCCAACUUAUUGAUCUUAGUAGCAACCAGCUCACUGGAAGCAUACCGGCCGAAUUAGGCGAAAUUGAAGCUCUAGAAAUCGCUCUCAAUCUUAGUUUCAAUUUACUAAGUGGAACAAUACCUCCUCAGAUAUCUUCUCUUAACAAGCUUUCCAUACUAGACCUUUCACAUAACCAGUUAGAAGGAGAUUUGCAAACUCUUUCAGACCUAGAUAACCUUGUCUCCCUCAAUGUUUCUUACAACAAAUUUACCGGCUAUCUUCCAGAUAACAAGCUUUUCAGGCAGUUAACAUCGAAAGACCUCACAGGAAAUCAAGGACUUUGCACUUCAGGUCAGGAUUCAUGCUUUGUAUUGGACUCAAGCAAAACCGAUAUGGCUUUGAAUAAGAAUGAGAUAAGGAAGUCGCGAAGGAUUAAGCUAGCUGUUGGAUUGCUGAUUGCCUUAACAGUUGUGAUGUUACUUAUGGGGAUAACUGCUGUGAUCAAAGCAAGAAGAACCAUUCGAGACGAUGAUUCAGAAUUAGGAGACUCGUGGCCAUGGCAAUUCAUACCAUUCCAGAAGCUAAACUUUUCAGUGGAACAAAUACUGAGAUGUUUGAUUGAUAGGAAUAUAAUCGGUAAAGGAUGCUCCGGUGUUGUUUAUCGAGGUGAAAUGGAUAAUGGUGAAGUCAUUGCAGUGAAGAAACUGUGGCCUAUAGCAACUGAUGAAGGAGAGGCGUUGAAGGAUUAUAAAAGUGGAGUUCGAGACUCGUUCUCAGCUGAGGUCAAAGCACUUGGAUCGAUCCGUCAUAAGAACAUUGUCAGGUUCUUAGGUUGUUGUUGGAACAAGAAAACAAGAUUGCUUAUUUUUGAUUAUAUGCCAAAUGGAAGUUUAAGCAGUGUACUUCAUGAGAGGACUGGAAGCUCUCUUGAUUGGGAACUUAGGUUCCGAAUUCUGUUAGGUUCUGCAGAAGGACUUGCAUAUCUACAUCAUGACUGUGUUCCUCCUAUAGUCCACAGAGAUAUUAAAGCCAAUAACAUCUUGAUUGGACUUGAAUUUGAACCUUAUAUUGCUGAUUUUGGCUUGGCUAAGCUUGUUGAUGAUGGUGAUGUCGGUCGUUCUUCCAAUACAGUUGCCGGUUCCUAUGGUUAUAUCGCUCCAGAAUAUGGCUAUAUGAUGAAGAUCACAGAGAAGAGCGACGUUUAUAGCUACGGUGUAGUUUUGUUAGAAGUCUUGACGGGUAAGCAACCAAUUGAUCCAACCAUACCAGACGGUUUACACGUUGUUGAUUGGGUGAGACAGAAAAGAGGUCUUGAAGUACUUGAUCCAACCCUACUUUCAAGACCGGAAUCAGAAAUAGAAGAAAUGAUCCAAGCAUUGGGAAUAGCCUUAUUGUGUGUAAAUUCAUCUCCUGAUGAAAGACCAACAAUGAGAGAUAUAGCAGCAAUGCUCAAAGAAAUAAAGAAUGAAAGAGAAGAAUAUGCAAAAUUUGAUGUGCUUUUAAAAGGAUCUCCUGCAAAUGAAGCAAAAGUUCUCGCAACAUCUUCAUCGGCAUCAGCCAUGCAAAGUUUUAAUAAAAGCAAUAAUACAAGUUUCUCUGUGUCUUCAUUGCUUCAUUCAUCUUCAAGUUCAAAGAUGAGCUUCAAAUGAUUAAUCAGCCUUGUGUUAUUGUGUUUUAUAAAUUAUAUGUAUGUAAAUUUUGUUAUAGUUGGAUUAAAUUCAACAAAUAGAUCCAUAAACUACAAGUGUGGUGUUUUUGGAGUGUCAUUGAUGUCAAAUCUAGAUAGUUUGAACUGACCAAUGUUUAAGUUCAAAUUAAGAUCAUGUCAGCAUAGCAAUGAAAUGUAGCCAAUGUUGGUGUUACUAUUAUUGAUUUUAAAUAAUGAGUGUUAUAGAUGCA